Molecule: messenger RNA, 1665 nt
Organism: Penicillium bovifimosum
Lineage: Eukaryota; Fungi; Ascomycota; Eurotiomycetes; Eurotiales; Aspergillaceae
Exons: 1
Coding region: 1-1665 (554 amino acids)
Source: RefSeq, a predicted model, not a curated record
AUGGUCUCCCAAGCUCAGAUCGUCGAUCGCACGGCGACCGCGCAAAGCACUGCCUCCCUAGUGUCCCGUCCUUCACACUCAGGCAGACGACACCGUUCCGGUCGCUCACAUCACGGCGGCUCCUCGCAUUCCUCGAACGAUUUCCCCAUCUUCACGUACACAGGGGACACGGAGAUUGUCAUUCGCGCCGGAUCGCAGGAAAGACGUUAUCUCCUACACCGAUUGAUAUUGGCACAAUGCUCGGGUUUCUUCGAGGAGAGCACAAAUGAGGACUGGUCGCACCAGGCAGCCUUGCGCCCGCCCAAGCCAGAGGCAACGCUGUCCCGAGUCAGCGAGGACGAUGAUUUGUCCAGCGGGUCAACGCUGGUGGAUUCCACGCGACCCAGAGAGAAGAGAAGAUGGCGAUAUGAACUGGAUUGGGAGAAUCGCGCUGAGGAUGAAGAAGUGAUCCUGGUGCAGAAGGUAAGCUUUGCGCCGGCGCAUCGCAGUCUCGAUAUAGGACAAUCUGUUAACGUCGCGUGUUUGAAACAGCCCCCAACCUAUGCCACCAUGUUCAGUGGCGACCAAACCGCGUUCCCUCCGACGAUGACCAAGCCCUCGAACGCCCAGGCAGGCUUCUUUCGAUCCAUGGCAAACCUGGCGGGAAUGCAGUCGGUAGCACAUCUACCACCGUCAGGAGAGCACGCCGUCCCCGUGGACCCCUUAAUACGUGAUUACGACAAUCUACUACGACUAUUCUACAACCACCCACCUAUAAUAAACAGCGUCAACAUUGCCUCUGCCUAUACAGAGUGCAAAUCCCUCCUCGCAUUGGCAGACAUGUACGACGCGCUUCCCGUAACCGGGCCUCGCGUGGACCACCACCUCCUCGGAUUCGGCUCUCGUCUCUUCAAACAAAUCGCCAAAUACCCACCCAGCUACCUCAAGCUCGGAUAUCUCGCCCGCAGCCGGGUAAUAUUUUCCGAAGCCCUAAUCCACGUCGUCGGCCAAUGGCCCGCCGCCCUCCCAAGUCUCCGAAACGGCUCCUACGCCCGUCUCCCAGACUCCCUUCUAGACAUAAUCGAAGACAAAGUCGAAGACCUCGAAGAUCUCAAAGCCCGCGUGGAAUCCAAGCUCCUCCGUCUCUCCCUCACAACAUCCCGCGGCGAACGCGUCGGCCCCUCAAAUGCCUACCUAGACUGGCUCGCCGUCAGCCUAUUCCGUCAAUGGCUGAUCGAAAGCACCACGCCGCCCCCAGCGCCCAUUCUCAAAAACCCAGGCUCAAGCGACGGGCCUGUCCCACCGGCUCCCUCAGCAUCGCACCCAACAAGUGGGCCCCGAUCAACUGCGUCCUCGGACCUGUCUGCGCGCGUCUAUCGAUUAAUAGGCUCUCCGUCGACUCAGGCAUACCUCCCGCAUGACGAGCUAAAGCGCUUCCUGAAACUCCAUCCUACUCCGUCGGCUGACUCGCUCUACUCGCGCGAGACCUUGAAACGCUUCGAGCGCAAGAUGGACGAGAUCAAACGCCUGGCGCGGGAGAUCGUUAAGCCGCUGAUGCGCAAUUUCCUCGAAUUGGAAUUGAAAGGUCCUGACCAAGCGGCCGGCGCUGGUUUUGAGCAUACGCCAAUUGGAUUACCGUAUUUGACGUGCACGCGUGUCGAGGAUGUUGACCUUCCUUGGAAAUGA